This is a messenger RNA of Arabidopsis arenosa, 965 nucleotides long. The record is from the annotation of a GenBank genome assembly. Lineage: Eukaryota; Viridiplantae; Streptophyta; Magnoliopsida; Brassicales; Brassicaceae.
AUUUUUGACGAGAGGUUCAAAGUCAGUAGAACGAAGACAGCCAAAAUUCGAUAAACCCCCUAAGGAACAGUGAGAUGGAGAAGAAGAAAGCAAUGCAAAUCGAAGGUUAUCCAAUCGAGGGAUUGUCGAUUGGUGGGCACGAGACGUGCAUCAUAUUUCCAUCUCUUCGGAUAGCUUUCGAUAUUGGUCGCUGCCCACAUCGCGCAAUUUCUCAAGACUUCCUCUUUAUCUCUCACUCUCACAUGGAUCAUAUCGGUGGAUUACCAAUGAAGUUAGAUUCUUCAGAGCUAAAGCACAAUCUUGUUGGCUUGGACAUAGGAGAGGAGUUUAUUAUAAGGAAAGAUCUUAAAGUGAAAGCCUUUAAGACAUACCAUGUCAUCCAAAGCCAGGGUUAUGUAGUGUAUUCAACUAAACAUAAACUCAAGCAGGAAUAUAUUGGCCUAUCUGGAAAUGAAAUUAAGAAUUUGAAGGCUUCAGGUGUUGAGAUUACAGACAGCAUAACAACUCCUGAAGUCGCUUUUACGGGAGAUACAACGGCAGAUUUUGUAGUUGAUGAAAGUAAUGUUGAUGCUCUCAAGGCAAAGGUUCUCGUUAUGGAGAGCACAUUUCUUGAUGAUUCGGUAUCCAUAGAGCAUGCGAGAGAUUAUGGACAUAUCCAUUUAUCUGAGAUAGUUAAUCAUGCUGAAAAGUUUGAAAACAAAGCAAUCCUGCUAAUCCACUUUUCGGCUCGGUAUACAGUGAAGGAAAUCGAAGAUGCGGUUUCUGCAUUGCCUCCACCUUUAGAGGGACGUGUGUUUGCACUAACACAAGGAUUCUAAACAGUAAACACUCUUGUAGAUUUUACACACUUUUGUUUUUGUUGGCCAAGUUUUUGUAUUGCACAGGUAAACAUUGUAUUCUCUUGUUGAAUUUAAGAUUUCUUCUAUCUCGAGAAAUAAGAGAAAAAAUGAACUGUGGAAGUAGAG